CGAACACCCAAAAAAAAUAAAAAGACCGGUCUUUCUUCGCAUUUGCUUCUUCUUCGUCUUCUUCUUCUUCCUUCUUCUGUUUCAAAAUUAUUCAUCACCCACCCAGUAAUUCUUUCUUUUUCUCUUUCUCUCUCUACAAUUUCUAUAUCUCUACAAACAAAUACACAUACAUACAUACACUCACCUAUAUGCAAAUUGUUCCAACAACCUAGAAAAAAGAGAGAACAAGAACUCCAUCAUCUGAAUCUUGAUGGAGCAACUCAUUAACUUCAUCAUUCGACCCCCCAGAGCUGAAUAUGAUCCUAAAAAUGAUCUACUGGAUGAAGAAUUCAUGCUGAGAGGGAAAUGGUAUCAACGGAAGGAUGUGGAGAUUGUAAACGGUCGCGGGGAUGUAUUACAAUGUAGUCAUUACAUGCCGAUUGUGCGACCGGAAGGAAAGGCUCUGCCUUGUGUAAUCUACUGCCAUGGAAAUAGUGGAUGCAGGACAGAUGCCAGUGAAGCAGCUAUAAUAUUAUUGCCUUCCAACAUUACUGUUUUCACUCUUGAUUUCUCGGGUUCUGGACUCUCUGGGGGAGAGCAUGUCACCCUCGGGUGGAAUGAAAAGGAUGAUCUCAGAGCCGUUGUUGAUCACUUGAGGGCAGAUGGAAACAUUUCUUUGAUUGGUUUGUGGGGCCGCUCGAUGGGUGCUGUGACUAGCUUAAUGUAUGGAGUUGAAGAUCCUUCAAUUGCAGGGAUGGUUCUUGACAGCCCCUUUUCAGAUUUGGUGGACUUGAUGAUGGAACUUGUGGAUACAUACAAAGUUCGUCUUCCCAAGUUCACAGUGAAGUUUGCAAUCCAGUACAUGCGAAGAGCUAUUCUCAAGAAAGCGAAAUUUGACAUAUCGGAGCUGAACACCAUCAAGGUGGCAAAGUCAUGCUUCGUUCCAGUUUUAUUGGGGCAUGCUGUUGAUGACGAUUUUAUACAACCUCAUCACUCAGAUCGUAUAUUCGAUGUUUACGUGGGGGACAAGAAUAUCAUCAAAUUUGACGGAGAUCACAACUCUCCGCGCCCACAAUUCUAUUUUGAUUCAAUAAACAUUUUCUUUCAUAAUGUUUUGCAACCUCCGGAGGAUGAAGUAGGGGAAAUGGUCAUUGAUACAACACAAAAUUACUUUGGGAAAGGUAGUUGGAGUAUCUUGAAUGACAUAGGAUAUUCAGAUGAUAGUUUUUCCACAGCCUCCGUUGAUCCAGCAGCAAGCAGCACAGAAGACGCCAUUAAUCAACUUCGCUCGAAAAGGCCCAUGAGUCGAAUGGAGGUCCCUUCUGAUAUGUCUUGUCAAGAUAAUCAUCAAUCAGAAGCGCAGGAAGAAGGAUCUGGAACCAAGCCUGUCCCAUCAUCUUCUAAAAUGAUUAGCUUUGAAUUUGCCAACGGUCAUCCUUCUGGCCCCCAUGUCUCAAGUUCAGCAGAUGAUGAUGAUGACUAUGUUGAAUACCCGCUUGAUAAUUUGGCUGAUUUCCCUUCCAAUGUGGAAGAAGAAGAAAGGAUGCUCAUGGAAGCAGUGCUAGAGUCAUUGAGAGACUUGGAUAUGAGAAAACCUCGUCUCCCUGAUGAACCAUCGAGUACUGAAACUGAUCCAAACAAGCCUUCACAGAGAGAAAAACCUGAUGAGUCAACGGUAACAGAUCAUCGUGUCUCCAAUGGACCUAAUUUGGCAUCGGAACUCACAUCUCCAGACACAAGCGAAUCAUCUAUGGAACCUUCAUCAGAAACUGCUCCUUCCGUUGUGGAAUCGGGAAAUAUAGGCGUUUCUGCCAAUAGUGAAACUUCACCUGACAUCAAAAGUUCUUCCAAUACUGAUACAAGUGAUCGUACAAAAGCCACUGUGACAGUUGAAAGAAACCCGCCAAGCAAUAUGAUAGAGGGUUUGAUGCGGCGUUGGGAUUUCAACUUCUUUCGGAACAAUCGAUGAAGUUGGUUUCCAAAGUUCAAAAAUUUUACGGCAGGAUUGUUGUGUUGUGAAAUAGUUGACACACAGAAAGGAAAAUAAAAAAGAAAAAAUUCAGAAAACAGGAGUAGUUGGUGUGAAUGUGUAUAUGAUUCUGUGAUCGUUCUUUUGCCUCUUGUGUUUAUAAUGUCACGAUUUAUAUUUGUUAGCGCAAAACGAUGGCAGAGGGUGGGGAGGCAAAAAAUUCUGAUCUAACUGACUGGGGAUUUGUUUGACUAGAAGAAUAGUGGCUAUGGAUACUGAAGCAGGGACUGAAUGUGAUUGUUUUGUUAUUCUUUUGUAAUCUUUGCCGGUUACCUACUCUAUACGAAAUGUGCAGUCAUUUGGACAUCCUGAAUCAAUCAAACUUCUGUCUAU
Molecule: messenger RNA, 2341 nt
Organism: Rhododendron vialii
Lineage: Eukaryota; Viridiplantae; Streptophyta; Magnoliopsida; Ericales; Ericaceae
Exons: 14
Coding region: 251-1948 (565 amino acids)
Source: RefSeq, a predicted model, not a curated record